Molecule: messenger RNA, 849 nt
Organism: Arachis duranensis
Lineage: Eukaryota; Viridiplantae; Streptophyta; Magnoliopsida; Fabales; Fabaceae
Product: protein ASYMMETRIC LEAVES 2
Exons: 2
Coding region: 57-701 (214 amino acids)
Source: RefSeq, a predicted model, not a curated record
AAACAAAAAAAAAAGGACAAAGAGAAGAAGUGAAGAAAGAAAGUGAGGAGUGAAGCAUGGCAUCUUCAAAUUCACCAUGCGCAGCAUGCAAAUUUCUUCGAAGAAAAUGCCAACCAGAGUGCGCUUUUGCACCAUACUUCCCACCAGAUCAGCCUCAGAAGUUCGCGAAUGUUCAUAGAAUCUUCGGUGCAAGCAAUGUUACAAAGCUUCUCAACGAUUUACACCCUCACCAGCGCGAAGACGCCGUGAAUUCCCUCGCGUACGAGGCGGAGAUGCGCCUUCGCGACCCAGUCUAUGGUUGCGUCGGCGUCAUCUCCCUCCUCCAGCACCAGCUCCGGCAGCUCCAGGUGGAUCUUUACUGCGCUAAAUCGGAGCUAUCUAGGUACCAAAAUUUGAGUAUCAACACCAACCACGCCUUCGUUGGUAGUGAAUCUGGUGCCGUGGGAUACCAGCAUCAGCAGAAUAAUAAUUCUGGUUCUGCUGGUGUUGGAACCCGCGACAACAGCAAUUACUACCAACACCAUCACCAUCACCACCACCAUCAAUUCUUUCCGCAACAACAGAUGGUAAGAAGUUUUGAUGGAGGGAGCAAUUAUGAUGCUAGUCUCUUGGCUAUGAACAUCUCCGCUAGCUUAGGGCAGCUCAAUCAGCUUCCGGCUGGCGGCGGUGACGACCGCCGCACCGUCAACAACCCUUCCUAGGGUUUCAUAUAUGAUAUGAUAUGAUAUUACAUAAUUAAUGAAAUAGGAGUGUUGACAUUACUUGCCGGAGGAAAAGAAUCGAAUCUGCAAUCACCAUUUUUUGAUGGACACUGAAGUCAAGAUUAUUAGACUUCCAUCAAAUCUCGCA